Messenger RNA from Debaryomyces fabryi, 462 nucleotides. RefSeq lists its product as uncharacterized. Gene Ontology annotation, molecular function: protein binding. Gene Ontology annotation, cellular component: mitochondrial outer membrane; peroxisomal membrane. NCBI's taxonomy places the organism in Eukaryota, Fungi, Ascomycota, Pichiomycetes, Serinales, Debaryomycetaceae. The record is from RefSeq and is a predicted model, not a curated record. Gene Ontology annotation, biological process: mitochondrial fission; autophagy of mitochondrion; peroxisome fission. The coding region runs from base 1 to 462 and encodes 153 amino acids. The transcript has a single exon.
AUGUUUGGUAAAUCAACAUAUCCAGCGUUAGAAGAGCUUCAAGAGCCACUUUCAUCUGAACAAUUACGGAUCUUAAAAGACCAGAUGGAAUCAGAAGGACAAGAUCCAGCUCCACAGUCACAAUUCAAUUAUGCAUGGGGCUUGAUUAAAUCUUCAAACUACAAAAUGCAACAGCAAGGUAUAAAUAUAUUAUCUAAACUAUACCGUGAUGUGCCGUCAAUGAGAAGGGAAUGCUUAUAUUAUCUAGCCUUGGGUUCUUUCAAAGUCGGGGAUUACAGCAAUGCUACAAGAUAUGCAGAUGCACUCUUGAAGAAUGAACCCGAAAACAAGCAAGCAUUAGAUUUGAAGGAAUCUAUACAUGAGAAGGUGACUCAGGAAGGAUUGAUAGGUAUAGGAAUCGCUGGAGGCGCUCUUGCUGUUGGAGUUGGUAUUCUCGGUGCAUUAUUGAGAAGAAAGCGUUAG